AUGCAGCCUCACGACCACUCCCCCUCUCCUCCUGCCUCACCCGGCUCAUCCGACUCGAGCUCCCUCUCUGGUACCGAGACCACCCUUCCUACACCUCACAUGGCAGAGUCCAUGUAUCAAGACGACAUGUCUCCUGCUCUUCCCCCUUCCCCCUCUAUAAAAACCGACAUAUUCUCUCCCAUUUCUAUACCACCCGCUCCCUUACCUCCCAACGGUCUCGAGAUCCCCGUAUCACCGACAACUAUCCCUAGCAUAUCCGUCCAUCCUGUCAACCCCACUUCACCACAAGUACAAGAAUCACCGAGUCCAUCUCCUUAUCCAAGUAGAAGAAGCAGUACCACACCUACUCGACAUCCACCACCUCCCAUUUCCAUACUCUCCACCCCUUCUGAUCAUCGCUCUCACGGUCUGUUCCCCGUAGACACUCGUUCUUCCUCUGGGUUGGCCAUUACCGGAUUGGUCGACCAUCAAAGUUCCAUCGAACAGGCUUUCGACAAUGACACAAUUUCCGCAGCUGAAGCAGGAGACGCUUUACCAGAAAUGACCCCUUCUCCUGGACGGUUAGCUUUUCGAACCACGGAUCAUAAUGGUAAUCCUGUAUCCCCCGCUCCUUGGCACGGAUUCGAUAUUCCCUCUCCUGGACCUCGUCGUUCUACGCAACACUUUCACCCUUUACCGUCCCCUUUACCAACAAAAACGCGACAUGGUUCUGUCAAUGACAAGACAAUGUUUGAACCCACUCCAAUGCACGGAUUGCACGCUAGAAAUUUGUCACUAUUUUUCCCUCAACCGGGCAAGGCGCCCGUACCUCAGACGGAGGGAAAUGGACACACAUUGAUAGCCUCACCGGAGCAAGCUGGUGAGAGUCUGAUACCGGAUGCCACCGGACUUUCUAGGGAUAGGUUCGGUGGCCAGGGUGGUUGGAGUUUCGGACAAGGGGCUGCUGGACCGUUACUGGUCAGUCCGGAUGUUAAACACAGUAAGCGAAGAGGUCAUCAUCAUAAACAUUCCCUCUCGCACAACUUCUUUUCAUUCCUAGAUCCGACCGUCACCAAUCCCGCCCUCGCUCAAUCUUCCUCCACGCCUUCUGUCUCAACAGUAUCCCCCGCUCAUGAUCGACCACAACCUGUCCCAAUGCCCUUACUACAUACAACCGCCACGUCAAAUUCGACUCUUUCUCCUCUGCCGCCAUCGAAGAGAGAUCAUCACGCUCAUCUCCUCUUCUCGUUCGCCCUUCUGGAAUUUCUCAUUGGUGCAGGAUUGUGGGUAGAGGGUCAAAUGUCAGGUUGGAGAUGUCUUGCAGGUGUGGGGUAUCUGGUUGUUUUUGAUGCUCUAGGUGUGGCGAUACGGAUGGUCAGAGAUGGUGAAGAAGGCUGGAGGAGUGUCCGCAAACCGUACGGAAACGCUAGACUCACCUCUCUCCUUUACUUCGCUCAAAGCUUGUUCCUUGCCUUCGCAGCUGUCUACAUUGCCAAAGAAGCCAUCGAGCAGGUUUUGUUAGGGGCCGGUGCACAUGAUCAUGGUAUUGGUGGUGGUCACGGUCACGGAGAAGUAGUAGGACACGAUGAACAGCGGGGAUUUCCACAUUUCCUGCUUGCUUGCGCGGCCUCUUCCAGCGUUCUGUCCGCUAGCGUCUUUGGGAACCAUGCGAGGCUGGUCGACGCUGUUGGACCUGUUUUCUUACCUCCCGCAUACCUACAGUCAGUUGUCGUAAUGAAAUUCAGAUCGUUGUUGGGUAACCCAUUCUCUCUCACCGUUGUCGGGACGUCUGUGGGAAUAUUACUAGGAUCUUUGGUUGUACCUCAGUCUAACAUACAUUCCCUCGACUCCUCCCUCGCCCUAUUCCUCGCCAUCCUCACCGCCGCCCUGUCCUAUCCUCUAACUAUCACCUUCGGACAUAUCCUCCUCCAAACCGCCCCUCUAUCAUCCUCGGCUCAAAUGGUCGCUUUACGUCAAUCAUUACGUGAGAUCUCUGACGAUCGUCGUGUUCUAGCAUUGGGUACAAUGAGAUGUUGGCAGAUCUCUGCAGGUCUGCGUUCCUCCGAGAUUCUCAAGCAGAGUCAAAGGCACGAUGACACUUAUCAGUCUGCGAGUCGACGAGGGUCUGUGGAGGGGUUAUCAUCCGGUCAAAUGUCUCCCACGAGGAAAACCUCAUCUUCCCGAUUCUCUAUCGAAUCGAAAGAAUUAGGCAUCGGGGGUGUAGGAGGGUUUGGCGGUAAAGACGAAGGGGGACCUGUGGUGGUGACUUUGAUCGUUCACGUUCAAGAAGACGUGAGUGAUAGGGAUAUGUUAGAAGUGACGAAGAUGGCAUGGAGAAAGGUCACUUAUGCUGUGGGUGAAGGUAGAGGGGCGGGGGGAGAAGUGAGUAUUCAAAUUAGACGAGGGUGGCAAGGAGAAUAA
Tremella mesenterica DSM 1558 is the source of this 2400-nucleotide messenger RNA. RefSeq lists its product as uncharacterized. The coding region runs from base 1 to 2400 and encodes 799 amino acids. The record is from RefSeq and is a predicted model, not a curated record. Gene Ontology annotation, biological process: monoatomic cation transport; transmembrane transport. The transcript is spliced from 6 exons. Gene Ontology annotation, cellular component: membrane. Gene Ontology annotation, molecular function: monoatomic cation transmembrane transporter activity. Lineage: Eukaryota; Fungi; Basidiomycota; Tremellomycetes; Tremellales; Tremellaceae.